This is a messenger RNA of Syngnathoides biaculeatus (alligator pipefish), 3096 nucleotides long. It is a transcript of the gene mitfb, whose product is annotated as melanocyte inducing transcription factor b. Bases 139 to 1758 code for a protein of 539 amino acids. The transcript is spliced from 11 exons. Gene Ontology annotation, cellular component: nucleus. Lineage: Eukaryota; Metazoa; Chordata; Actinopteri; Syngnathiformes; Syngnathidae. Gene Ontology annotation, biological process: regulation of transcription by RNA polymerase II; melanocyte differentiation. Gene Ontology annotation, molecular function: RNA polymerase II cis-regulatory region sequence-specific DNA binding; protein dimerization activity; DNA-binding transcription factor activity, RNA polymerase II-specific. The record is from RefSeq and is a predicted model, not a curated record.
AGGACUACACAGCUCCGAGUGCCGGGCAGAUGCAGUUCGCGGUGUCAGCGCUGCGCUGGGUCGACGUGCGGUGCCACAAGAAGCCGCUUUCGCGAGUUCUCCGCCGUUAAAAAAAAAAAAGUUGACGUUUUCGCAAGCAUGCAGUCAGAAUCGGGGAUCGUUCCCGACUUCGAUGAUGGAGACGACUUACAAGAGGAGCCCAAAACGUAUUACGAGCUCAAGAGUCAGCCCUUGAAAAGCAGCCCGUCGGAGCAGCGCGGCGCCUCCAAGCCUCCCCUGGGCUCCUCGGCCGCGACCUCGCGCGUCCUGCUGCGCCAACAGCUGAUGCGCGAGCAGCUCCAGGAGCAGGAGCGGCGGGAGCAGCGCAGGCAGCGGGACUCCCGGUACCCGCAGACCGCGGCCGCGCAGACCCCUGCCAUCAACGUCGCCGCCCCCGCGCCGGCCGCUGCGCAGGUGCCCAUGGAAGUGCUGAAGGUGCAGACUCAUCUGGAGAACCCGACCAAGUACCACAUCCAGCGCUCCCAGCAGCAGCAGGUCAAGCAGUACCUGGGAAAGCUCGGCUCACAUGUACUGAGCUUGCCCUGCCCCCAGCAGUCCUCUGACCACGGGGGCAUGCCGCCAGGGCCAGGCAACAGCGCCCCCAACAGCCCUAUGGCCUUACUGACCCUGAACUCGAACUGCGAGAAAGAGAUGGAUGAUGUCAUCGACGACAUUAUCAGUCUGGAGUCCAGUUAUAACGAUGACAUCCUGGGCCUGAUGGACCCGGGACUUCAAAUGGCCAACACGAUACCGGUGCCCACCAACCUCAUGGACAUGUACGGAAACCAGGGCAUGACUCAGCAAGGCCUGCCCGUCAGCAACUCCUGUCCUGCCAACCUGCCCAACAUCAAAAGGGAAUACUCGGCGUCACAGUCUCCGGCUGUAAUGCACAUGCUGGAUAAGUCCGGAUCAUGCGGCAAAUUUGACAACUAUCAGAGGCCCGAAGGGUUUCCCGUUGCAGCUGAGGUGCGAGCCCUAGCGAAGGAAAGACAGAAGAAGGACAACCACAACUUGAUUGAAAGAAGACGACGGUUUAACAUCAAUGAUCGAAUUAAGGAACUAGGAACUUUAAUUCCAAAGUCAAAUGACCCCUCAGCAGGGUUCGAUACUCCGGUCUUUUACAAGCAGGCAGAGGUCAACAUAAAUGAGUACACAGACCUCUUUGAAAAAGACAUGCGCUGGAACAAGGGCACCAUCCUCAAGGCGUCCGUGGACUACAUCAGGAAGCUACAGCGUGAACAGCAAAGGGCUAAAGAGCUGGAGAACUGUCAGAGGAAGCUUGAAAAUGCCAAUCGGCAUUUAAUGCUGCGGAUACAGGAGUUGGAGAUGCAGGCCCGAGCUCACGGCCUGGCCGUCACAUCCUCGGCGCUGUGCUCCACGGACCUCGGGGGCCGGAGGAUCAAACAGGAGCCCGCUCUCGAGGACUGCCACCAGGACCUUUACACGCUCCACCCCCGCUCGCACCACCAGCACCACCCGGCCUGUACCCCCGAGGCCCCCGGCGGCCCGGAGCGAAACGAGGGUCACCCCAAUUGCUCGGAGGGGCUCUACAGGGUUCACGGCAGGCCGGCCUCCAAACUCAACGACAUCCUCAUGGAAGACAACGUGUCGCCCGUGCGAGGGGGGGACCCUUUGCUCUCGUCCGUCUCCCCGGAUGCCUCAAAGGACAGCAGUCGUAAGAGCAGCGUAAGCAUGGAUGAAAAUGAGCAGUGCUGUUAGCGCCUCCUACUGGAAGACCCCCACCACCACAUGGCUGCACUCUGGGCUGCUGUUUUUUUGUUUUUGUUUCUGCGUUUACACAUUUUCAGUCUUUUGCUUUCUUUUUUUUUUUUGUUUUGUAUGAUAUUUGUUCCUUUUAAAGCCUUCAACCUUGAUUUCAAGGACUGAUUUUAAAGUGUCUUUGCAUUGAUCAAAACUUUGCUGACAAUGAGUUAAACUUUUAGUUUUAUAUGUAAACGAAAACAUUUACACUAUCUUAGGGUGGAUAAUAAAUGAUGUCUAUAUCUGGUGAUCUAAAGAAUCUGGGGAAAUGAUUAAUUCUGCUAACGUGCAGCAAAUGUUUUGGCUUUUCAAAUCACAAGCAAUUAAUAGAAGAAAUCUAUUUAUUACUGUAGUGCUUUACACACCUCUUUGAACUUGAACAUGCCAAUGCCUUAGAAUGACGUCACUGUUGUAUCUCUUUGCACAAGCUGUGGUUUUUAGUCGUCUUCCAAUGGAAACUUCUUUUGUGACAAAUUGAUCAGUUGUAGAAUGAAGCUAUUAUGCGUAACUACCCGUAAGUAAUGCUUUUAUGCAGUCACCGUCUGACGAAUUUUACUUUUGGCCUAGUUGCACGAUUGCCUUGAUCGUUUGUGAACGUUUUCUGAAAGAAAAAAAAAAAAAAGCACACACAAAACAACCCAAAACAUUCAACAACUAAGAAGAGUACUUCUUCUUCUUUUCCUUUCGGCUUGUCCCGUUAGGGGUCGCCACAGCAUGUCAUCUUUUUCCAUCUCAGCCCAUCUCGUGCAUCUUCCUCUCUAACAGCAACUGUCCUCAUGUCCUCCCUUACAACAUCCAUCAACCUUUUCUUUGGUCUUCCUCUCGCUCUCUCUUCCUUGACAGCUCCAUCCUCAGCACCCUUCCACCAAUAUCGCCUCUGGACAUGUCCAAACCAUCGAAGUCUGCUCUCUCGAACCUCGUCUCCAAAACAUCCAACUUUGGCUGUCCCUCUAAUGGGCUCAUUUCUAAUCCUAUCCAAGCUGCUCACUCCGAGCGAGAACCUCAACAUCUUCAUUUCUGCCACCUCCAGUUCUGCUUCCUGUUGUUUCUUCAGAGCCACUGGCGUCUCUAAUCUGUACAUCUUGGCCGGCCUUACCACUGUUUAAUAGACUUUGCCCUUCAUCCUAGCGAGGACUCUUCUGUCACACAGAACACCAGACACCUUUCGCCAACUUUUCACCCAGCUUGGAACCGUUUCUUCACUUCCUUACCACAUUCUCCAUUGGUCUGUAUUGUUGACCCCAAGUAUUUGAAGUCGUCCACCCUCGCUAUCUCUUCUCCCUGGACUUUCACUCU